Messenger RNA from Octodon degus (degu), 1734 nucleotides. RefSeq names its product coenzyme Q5, methyltransferase (gene Coq5). NCBI's taxonomy places the organism in Eukaryota, Metazoa, Chordata, Mammalia, Rodentia, Octodontidae. The coding region runs from base 35 to 1018 and encodes 327 amino acids. Gene Ontology annotation, molecular function: methyltransferase activity. Gene Ontology annotation, biological process: ubiquinone biosynthetic process. The record is from RefSeq and is a predicted model, not a curated record. The transcript is spliced from 7 exons.
AUGUUUUCCGGCCCCCUAUUACCUGACUGUCAAGAUGGCGGCCCCCGGGAGUCGUGUUCUAUGGAGCUACUGCGGCUGGGGGUGCUCGCGAUUGAUACGAACCGGCGGGCCCCAGUGGCUUCAUAGCUCCUUGCGCGCCGGCUCGCUGGGUGUGCGACUCUUGUCUCAAGCGAAGCAAGCAACGGAAACGCACUUCGGGUUUGAGACUGUGUCGGAGGAGGAGAAGGGGGGCAAAGUCUAUCAGGUGUUUGAAAGUGUGGCCAAGAAGUACGACUUGAUGAAUGAUAUGAUGAGUCUGGGCAUCCAUCGUGUCUGGAAAGACAUGCUGCUAUGGAAGAUGAACCCGUUGCCUGGGACUCAAUUGCUUGAUGUUGCAGGAGGUACAGGUGACAUUGCAUUCCGGUUCCUUAAUUAUGUUCAGGAACAGUAUCAAAGAAAGCAGAAGAGGCAGUUAAAGGCCCAGCAAAAUUUAUCCUGGGAGGAAAUUGCCAAAAAGUAUCAGAAUGAAGACGAUCCCUUGGGUGGUUCCCGGGUCAUGAUCUGUGACAUCAACAGGGAGAUGUUGAAGGUGGGACAGAAGAAAGCCUUUGACCAAGGAUACAAGGCUGGACUUGCAUGGGUACUGGGAGAUGCUGAAGAACUGCCCUUUGAUGAUCACAAAUUUGAUAUUUACACCAUCGCCUUCGGGAUCCGGAAUGUCACACACAUUGAUCAGGCACUCCAGGAAGCUCACCGGGUCCUGAAGCCAGGAGGACGGUUUCUGUGUCUGGAGUUUAGCCAAGUAAACAAUCCCCUCAUAUCCAGGCUUUAUGAUCUAUAUAGCUUCCAGGUCAUUCCUGUCCUCGGAGAGGUCGUUGCAGGAGACUGGAAGUCCUAUCAAUACCUUGUAGAGAGUAUCCGAAAGUUCCCAUCUCAGGAAGAAUUCAAGGAGAUGAUAGAAGAUGCAGGUUUUCAGAAAGUGACUUACGAAAGCCUUACUUCAGGCAUUGUGGCCAUUCAUUCAGCCUUCAAACUUUAGCUCCUUUUCCUAUCCUGGAGAAAGAUCCAGACAUACACUGUUAAAACCCGGAACUGAAGGAUAACCUGACUGGUGACACAGCAGCUGAGCAGCUCCUGUUAAGGGUAUGAAUCAUGGGCUCAUGUUCUGAAGCAACCAAAAGAAAAGAAACAAAUUUCUAUAAUGUUUUAUAACUUGCAUUAGGAGCUGCUCAGAUCUUUCCUCAGAGGUAUUUGAUCUUUUGGGGUUAUUAUUUUGUUUUUCUUCAACUCCUAACUUCUUUUGGCUGUGCACUGUGGGUUUCAGGUAAGAGGAGCACCAACACCUAGGUAUUUUGUCAGGGAGGUGCCAGAAAUCAAACUCAGGACCUUGCGCAUGCCAGGCAGGCGCUUGUGCCACUGAACUAUAUCCCCAACCUUAUCACACACUUUUGAAGUACAAUAUAUCUUUAUUAACGGUGCAGCCUUCCAAAGCAGUAAUUUCACUGGGUCAUUUGAAACCAGUGAUGACUUACCUGUAUUUGAGCCAAACUUUCACCCUGAUUGAGGGCUUGAGAGCCAAGGUGUAAGUCAGAGGUUUGACAACAUUCAAACUGUGGGCUCAGAGGUAGGGCAUAUGCUUAGCGUACAAGAGGUCUUGGGUUCAAUCUUCAGCUGUGUGUGCAUGUACACACCCUGGAAAUGUAUGCUGAAUCAGUAAAUGAGUUACAGUUUGGAUGGUAUUUGUCAUUGCUUUCU